GGCGAGUGCGCAUUAUUCGAGUCGAGCUCGAGCGAAAAUAGGUCGUUAAAUAUUUUAAAUAUAUUUUUUUUUGGAAAUUUGAAGCGUUUGAGAUGGUUUUUGGAGUUUUAUGAAUGGCCUCGCCGAAGCUAUGGGGCGUCCGCGCCGCCCUGCAGUUCCUCCACAGGACCGCCAAACUGAAAGAAGAAUCCGACGAGCGGCGCAACGACGAGACCGUCCUCCGCGCCCUCUUCGCCACCACCGCCGAACCCCCCGACCCCGAUGACCCCGCCGACCGAUUCAUCGACUGCGGCCCGUCCCCGCCCGCCGACGACGUCCCCUUCAUCUUCGACUACAACUACGAGCACCCCUACAACGAGACCGAGAUCAAGAUCUGCUACCACACCAUCGAGCGCAACCUCCUCGACCACAUGGACAACGUCUUCGGGCGCGUCCAGCUGCUCGACGACAUCCGCGCCGGCCGCAUCGCCGGCCCGAACGCCGCCGAAGCCUUCUUCGGCGCCCGCCGCAUCGAGACCAACAUCGCCUUCCUGUGGGCGGCGCUGAUCGAGCGCUGGGACCUGCUCGAGGCGCUGCUGCGCCUCGGCGCCGACCUCAACUACCACGAACCGGCCCAAGGGCUCGGCGCCUUGCAUUUGGCGGCGUUCAACAACAGCAUCGCCAGCAUGCAGUUUCUGGUAGCCAAAGGUUGCGACGUCAAUUUGCUGCAGAAGUUCUAUACGCCUCUGCAUUGCGCUGCGUUCGGCGACAGCGCCGAGGCGGCUCUGUUCCUCAUCAAGCGCGGCGCGCGCAUCGAUCAGCUCACCAACAGCGUCUACGAGGUGAAAGAGAGCGCCCUACAUUGCGCCGUUAGAGCCAACGCCGUCAACUGCGUGAAGAUGCUGGUGAUGCAAGGCGCCGACGCGCAUUUCCCCGACUACUCGGCGGUGCAUCUAGCCGCCGAUUUGGGCAACGCCGAGUGCCUGCGGCAUCUGCUCGACGCCAAAAACGCCCGCGUCGAUUCCAAGACCAAGGAGCACCAGUACACUCCGCUGCAUCUGGCCGCGAUGGGCGGGCACGCCGAGUGCCAGGAGAUGCUGAUCGAACGAGGCGCCGAUUGCAACGAGAAGGACCACAGGGGCCAGACGCCGCUGCACUUCGCCGCCCGUACGCAGAACGUCGAUUGCUUGGAGCUGCUGCUGGGGAAAGGCGCGGCGAAUCCGAACGCGGAGGACUUCGACAGAAGGACGCCGCUGCACGCCGCCAUAGGGAAAUCGAGCAAAUCCAGCCAGAUCAUCGAGUUGUUGAUACUGAACGGGGCGAAUCCGAACGUGGGGGAUCAGUACGGCUACGCGCCGUUGCACGUCGCCGCCUUGAAGGGGCUGUCCGAGUGCGUGGAGGCGCUGAUUUACUACGGGGCCGACGUGACGGCGAAGACCAAAUGCGGGAUGACCGCGCUGAGCAUCAUCAGAAAGAAGGUGCCGCUGGCGUUCUCGAUGUUCACCAAGAAGCUGGACAACGCGGUGUCGUUGCACCAUUUGGACUCGUCCAACGAGCUGGAGCUGCGGCUGGACUUCAAGGUGAUACUGCAGAACGAUCAUCCGGGCGAGGUGAAUUUUUUGUACACUUUGGUGGAGGAGGGUUACAAGACGGUGUUGCUACAUCCGCUCUGCUCGGCGUUGUUGUACCUCAAGUGGGAGAAGAUCAGGAAGUACUAUUUGGCGAGGAUUUUGUUCUACUGCAUCUUCGUGAUGAGUUUAUCGUUGUAUGUACUUACAGCUCUGGCGCAUCAUUGUUAUAAUUACGGUAAGAACUUCAACGAAAUGAAGCCCGAAGAUGUGAUAGAGCUGUGCGAGAAAAAAUCGAUACUAGGCAGGGUGCUGAGAGACAGCCCGUUCGUCAUCGAGAUGCAAUGGUUCGUACUAGUCGGCAUCACAUCGCUGGAGAUACUGAGGAAAUUGUACGGCUUGGGCGGCUACCAUUCGACCUUCCAGUACUUCUCCUACGCCGAGAACAUCAUCGAAUGGAGCAUCGUGUGCAGCGUGUUCGUCAUAUCGUUCAUCUACACGGGCAGGACGUACCUGUGGCAGAACCACAUCGGCGCCUUCGCCAUACUGCUCGGCUGGACCAACAUCAUGCUGAUGGUGGGCCAGCUGCCCAUCUUCGGAUCGUACGUGGCCAUGUACACGCGCGUCCAGAGCGAGUUCGCCAAGUUGCUGUUGGCCUAUUCGGGCCUCUUGAUCGGCUUCACUUUGAGCUUUUGCGUCAUUUUCCCGGAUUCCAAUUUCUUCGCCAAUCCGUUCAUCUCGUUGAUCAGCAUUAUCGUCAUGUUGUCGGGUGAAUUGAACCUCGACAUCUUGGUGGAUGAUAAUCCGGACGAUCCUCAUUAUCUACUCGAAUUCAGCGCUCAAGUCACCUACGUUAUAUUCGUACUAUCCGUCACGAUAAUACUGAUGAACCUACUAGCCGGUAUAGCUGUAGACGACAUCAAAGGUCUGCAAAAAACCGCCACUCUAUCGAAGCUAGUCAGACAAACGAAACUGAUAUCGCACAUGGAGAAAGGCCUCUUCAACGGCGGCCUGCCCAGGUUCUUCCUGAAACGCCUGCACGUCUCGGCCUUGGUGUCCCCCAAGCCCUCCAAGGUCGUCCUCAACGUGAAACCGUUGAACCCGAAGGAGACCCGGCUGCCCAAGCAGAUCAUCCGCGACGCCUUCGAGGUGGCCCAGAAGCAGAAGCACUUCCAGAACUCCAUGCACACGCCCAGCGAAGGGCUGGGCUACUAUUGGUUCAGCAACGACGACCACAAGGCGAAGUACUGUUGCCUGAACAACGAGUCGUUGGACAUGAUGCAGGAGGAGAUGGGCAAGCGGAACGAGGAGAUCGCCUACUUGAGAGAGGCCGUGCAGGACAUGCGCAGGGCGUUGCUCGAGAACCAGGAGACCAUGCAGGAGUUCAUGAGGGUUUUGAUGCAGAAUAGGAGAGGGAGUAAAUGUUGAAGUUGUAGUAGAUGCGAAAUAAAACGAGUUUUUUUUAUAUCUAGAA
Molecule: messenger RNA, 3021 nt
Organism: Phyllotreta striolata
Lineage: Eukaryota; Metazoa; Arthropoda; Insecta; Coleoptera; Chrysomelidae
Source: the annotation of a GenBank genome assembly